Molecule: messenger RNA, 1473 nt
Organism: Aspergillus pseudotamarii
Lineage: Eukaryota; Fungi; Ascomycota; Eurotiomycetes; Eurotiales; Aspergillaceae
Product: ankyrin repeat-containing domain protein
Exons: 5
Coding region: 1-1473 (490 amino acids)
Biological process (GO): protein localization to ciliary inversin compartment
Cellular component (GO): ciliary inversin compartment
Molecular function (GO): protein binding
Source: RefSeq, a predicted model, not a curated record
AUGUCGUUUAGUCAGUUUCACAAUCCAAGUACGCUGGCGGGGGAUCCCUGGGAUUCAGGACUUCGCGACACAGAUGGAUCAAUUCUGUAUGAGGCUGAUUGGAAAGUUCUCCGCGACGAGAUAAUCCGCCGUAAUGAUGUUGAAACACUGAAACGAUACAUUGAGAAGUAUCCGGAAACCGGGCUGGAACCAGAACUGGUGUACUAUUACCAUGAGGUGUUUUUUGUGGCUACACGGCAUGGAUGUGUUGACGCUCUUCGUGUACUGCUAGCUUACUACCUUACCAAUUUGGAUAAGGCAGUGCCACUUGAGGAAAGAGAUAUAGUCUUGCUAAGCACCGCCUGCAGGUACGCGCAGCUGGAAACAGUACACUUUCUACUGGACAGCCAGCCCCCGCUGGGAAACAUUCGCGACAAAUCUUCCGAGGGUGAAACGGCCCUCCUAAGCGCGGCAAAUGACCAGAUUGAAGAACACCUGGCCCGAAGCGAACAAUUGAUGUAUAUGCUUCUCGACAGGGAUGCUUCAGUCCACGAUGUCACUAUGGUCCGGAACGAAUAUAACACUAGUCUCCCUCCGCAACCGCGCAACACUGUUCUCAGCCUGGCCAUUUCUAGAGCUAGCUACAAGCUAGUGAAACGUCUCAUUGAACAAGGAGCCAAUGUUCAUGCGAAACAGGAGCAUGUGGACGCUAGAUUUGGGUUUAAAACUGAUCUCCGGGAUGUCACCGCACUUCACUAUGGAAGCAUCUACUGGAAUAUAGAGGGGGUCCGGGCGUUGCUGGAUCAUCCGGGUAAUGCCAAAAUUGCAGACAUGGUAUCGGUUCGUGAUACUAUAGGCGAUGAUACGCGGGAACAAGAGAGAUAUUUCAGAGAAGACGAAAUCCUCCCUAGGUAUAUUGAUAUCCUCAAAAUAUUAUUGACUGCCAAUCCGAGCACUAUCAAUAUGCAGGAUAACGAAGGGUCCAUAGCCUUGCACUAUGUGGAUAUUAUCCAAUUCCUAUGUGAGAAUGGUGCCGGUGCGAGUAUAUCAAACUAUGAAGGGAAAACAAUGUUACAUUUAUUAGCUCUAUGCUCUCGAGACUGUGAUCCUAUUGAUACAGCUACCGAUAAAUCCGGUGCCACGGCUCUCCACGCGAUGUCAAUGUGUUUACGACAGAUUCCGAUACUAAAGUAUCUUCUUAAACUCGGGGCGGACGCAACGAUUCAAGACUCAGAAGGAAAUACGCCUCUUCAUAAACUUAUGACACGGCCGUACUUAAGGACGAAGAAUGUGACACUGACUCAAAGGAUAGCAGCGCUGGACAAGAUCAUGGUAGCCCUACAGGAAGCUGGCAAGGUUAAUAUGAUGAACCAGCCAAACGCUGCAGGGCAAACAUCUCAACAACUACGUGCGAAAAUAGUGGCCAUGUUGCAGAAAGCGGACGAGCAUAGAAUUGAACAAAACGCUAGAGGGGGUCAAGGUUAUGGCCACUGA